AUGGCAUUGCUAAAUCGGACGGCUCUUCUGGAGUAUGAUGUACCUGGUCCUGUUGUCAUUCACGAGCGUGCCAUCCUCCAGCACCUAUCGGGGGAUGAGUACGCAGUUUUGACACCAGAUGGUGAUGUGUACAUAGAAGAGAUGGCAGUUACAAACUCGGACCUUAGGUCCUUUCGACUGAGGCCUGCUCCUGGAGUUCUGCCGCCUGGUGUACUAGCAGCUCAAGUGUAUGGACUUCCGGUUUUCACUCCUGCUGACAUGGCUGGUUACCGAGCUGAGGCGCAGAGAGUUGUCGCUGCGGAGUUGGCCGCUCGCGGAGGUGGUGCAGUGAUUGCUCAAGCGGCUGUUCCUGCUGUCGCUGGUAUGGCGCCGGUUGUGGGGCCAAACCGAGUGGCUGGAGUUCUUCAGUGGUUAGCUGCAGAGACAAGAGGUGGCUAUUCCUUUGGAGACCCUGUGCCAGGUGUGGCGGCGGCUGCAGCUGAACAUGCCCGCAGCGUGCACACAUUGCAUGACGGUGUUGAGAUUUUUGUGCAAUGUGUUGAUGGUGGCAGGGUGCAAGAUUUUUUGGGGACUCCGGCUCUUUCGGAUCACCGCAUUUUGGCUGUGAAACUGAAUCCUGUUGGAACCCCUGAGCGAUCCUUGGGUGACAUUGCCGCAGCAUGCAAAGAAGUCCCUGUGAAGUGGAGCCUUCCAGGUCCUCGCACAUCGAAGUGGUGCGUCACGUACCUCUCGAUAGAGGCUCUUGGCUUUGAGGCCCAUCAUGAGAGGAUGAGAACAUUGUGUCGUUUGGAGCCGAAUUCAUGGGGUGUCCAGGAACACUUUCAGCUGUCGAUGACACUCCGACAUGCUCUCCAGAUAGACCAGCUGGACGCUUUCAACCUGGCCUUUGUCGAGGUGAUGUUCAGAAGGUUGCACACGAUUGAGUAUGCUCACAGUGAACGUGCUCGUGAGGCUGAGAGCAAAAGUGUCGGUGGAAGACUUUCCCUCGAGGAGCAACAAACUUUUGGGGGUCUUGUUCGCCAUUCAGCCACGCUCAUGAUCUGCCCUCAGCUUCUGGAUCAUGUGAAACUGGAGAUUGAGAAAGAGGUCGGUCUGCAGAAGAACAUGAGAAAGAUGAGAGAAGAGCGCGAGAAUGCGCGCAAGGCCGGCAACAAGAAGAAGGGGGAGGAGAACCCCUAG
Molecule: messenger RNA, 1179 nt
Organism: Durusdinium trenchii
Lineage: Eukaryota; Dinophyceae; Suessiales; Symbiodiniaceae
Source: the annotation of a GenBank genome assembly